This is a messenger RNA of Cladocopium goreaui, 834 nucleotides long. Lineage: Eukaryota; Dinophyceae; Suessiales; Symbiodiniaceae. The record is from the annotation of a GenBank genome assembly.
AUGGGCGAACACGAGUCUGAGUCCUUGGAGGCUCGAAACCGGAAAAGGGCUGCUGACCCUGUGAACGGGGCAGAUGCCUUUCAACUACCGGAGGAGAUGAUGGAAUGGUAUCGGAGCUUAGAUUCUGCAGGUGCCCACGCGGCGUCCGAGGCCAAGUGGUGGCAAGACUUCUUAAAAGAUCAAUGCGAUCGAGCAGGUGGUUGGACACGGAACUGGCCCAUUCAUGCUAAACAUCCAGAGCUCAACCACUUGUAUGUUCACCGCCACAGUGCUCCAAUGCAUUUCGUGAUCGGAAGGCAAAGUCCCUUUUACAUCGAACGCUGCUUCCGGAACGACCGGAAGCGCGCGGUUUGGGCGGUCUAUUUUGGGCCUUUCUGCUCCAAUGGCGACUACCAGGUUGGCGUAGGCAAUGGUGGUGCCAUUGCUGCCCUGUUGGAUUUGAUGACUGCCACCUUGGGGAACAUCUACCUGCAGGGCAGGUGUCCUACCUUGUCCCUUUCGGUGAAGAUGUUAAAGCCGGUAGUGCCGAUGCCUGGCUUGUUCAAGGCAGAAGCAUGGAUUGAAAAAGAAGAGGCCGGAAGACUCUACACCAAGGCGGAGUUUAGCGAUGGCCAGGGGGUGAUUUUUGAUGUCUGUGAAGCCGUGCUGAAGGGCCUGCUGUUGCAGUUGGCAGAUGAGGAACUCGUGGUGAUGGCGUAUGCACUGGAACAGGUUGCAGAGGCGGCCAGCCGGCGCUUGGUGAAGGACCUGGAAGUCAGGGAUGAACUGCGAUCCACGUGCAUGCAUCGUCGUGAGUAUCUGCAACUGCUCGAGGGUGCACUGAGUCGCAACUGA